AUGAAUAAUGAACGCAGAAGCACGGUGUAUAAGGGAAGAGGGUUCAUCCUUAAGACAGCCAACAAAGAGUACAUAGAAAGCAGCAACAGAAAGAAGACAAAGAGUACCCUCCAUGAUAGGAGAAAAAAUAUUUUUAAUAAGUACAACCCAGUGGUAUUACCCCUAUUAGGAAACUACAAAAGUAGGAAGGGUGAGCAGUCAGCGAAAAAUGACAUCAACCUGCUGAAUGAGAGCGAAAUAAAUAGCUUCCUUCUGAGGAACAAAGCUUUUCGCCUUACCUGGUCAUGCAUUAUCGAUAAAAUACAAAAAGAAAUAGACGUUCAGAUUUCCAAAAAUUUGAGCAACGUGUUUGAGGAAAUAUAUUCCUACUCAGUUUCAAACCAUGAGUAUUUGCCGCUCAUUUUGAUGACGGCGGGGACGAAUGUAGCGGAUCAUGAGAUAAUCAUAGAUGCGCUGUCGUAUGAGUUGAAGAAAUGGAAUUACAACAAGGGGGGUAGACGGGGGGGAGCAGACACUCACAGAGGAACCCUAAACGGGGAAAGCGUCCAUUCUCCCGUCAUCGCCACGUCAGCCGUUCCCCACGCUGGGUUGAAUAUUUUGAAGUCUCUCAAAAAAGUAGACGCAUCAUGGGGCGAAUCGGAUAUGAGUAGCGGAGGGGAAAAAACACCCCCAUCGGAGGGGGAGCAUGAAGAACAAAUGAAAGGGGAUCACUCAUGGGUGAGUAGAAAUAAGGAGGUGGAAGAAGGACAAAGUAGGGAAAAGAAAAGACGUCUAAAUGGAAGCUUUGACGAGGUCACUCUGAACCAGUUAGAAUCGCAUGAUGAGAAUGACGUGUAUUUGUGUUCUCUCAAUUCAAGCACUUCAAAUAAUGUGAAUGCAGCUAUUUACAAUAUAUACAGUCAGCUGUAUAGGGAGUACAAGACGAGGGCGUUUUUGGCAAAGUACAGAAAGAAGAGGGGAUCCAAUGGAGGGGAAAAUUACCCUGGUGAAGUGAGGGUGAGUCCAAGAAGGAUGAACAGUAACGAUGCGGGGGUUAAUUCAUCAAGUGGAAAGAAGAGGGAUAUUUCAUCCUGUCCAUUUAUUCCCAACGGGGAAGGGCAUUCCACUUAUCACAAAGUGAGUAAAAACAUGGUGAGCAUAGACAAGCUGAUCGAAUUGUAUAAACAGAUGAGUGAAAUAGAUAAGAAAAGGGAAGUUUCAAAGAACGGUGAGAAGAAUACUGCACGGUCGAUAGGGAUGUGUGAUAUAUACAGCCAAAUGGGGGAAGAAAGCGAUGAUUUUUUCCCAGCAGAUGCAGAGAUUUCCUUGUAUAGUGAGCAGAAUGGCUACUUCGAAGAUGGAAGAAAAAAAGUUCGAGUGAUCAUUCUCAUCCACGACUGCGAAUAUUUUAACAUAAAUGUCCUGAAUGGUAUUUUAAAUGUGCUAAUAAAUUUACGCAUAGAAAGCAGGUUGUGCCUUAGUGUGAUCCUAGGGGUGUCCACUCCCUCCUUCUUCUUCAGCAGAAUCACAACUCCAGACACGCAGAGUAAGCUGCGUAUUAAGACCAUCGAUAUUUUGAAUAAUAGGAUCAUUUGUGAGAGGGUGUGUGAUGACCUUUUGUUUGGUGAUACUUUACCUUUUAUUGUAAACUUUCGGACAAUGCAUGCGAUAAAGCUUCUACUGCAUAAGAACAACCAGUCUAUUAGCCACUUGGUGCACAUUCUAUACAUCCUGACGAAGGAGUUUUAUGACAACAAUUUGUUUUCCUUCUUGUCCCUCCCGAUGGGGUACUACUUGGGUGAUCAUCUCUGUGGUGACAUCGGUAGUAAUCUCCAGGGCAGCUUCAGCGGGGAUGAUCCCCCCACGGAGUACUCCCCCUAUACCUUCGUCCGAUCGAAUCAGAAGUCAUUUAGCGAUUACGCCAAAUUUGACAUGAGGGCCCUCCACAGGAAGAUCAUCUGCCUCUGUUACUCGGCCAAUAUUUACUACGCCCACUUGUCCUUCCUGAGGAGGAAGUACUCUUCCAUCCUGGUGCAGAAUUAUUUCACCCUGCAUGGGAAGGAUUCUAUAGUGCACACCCCGACCAAUUCGGACGCAGAGAUGGAUAAUUUCACGCUGAAGAGGAAGGCCAACCGGGGCAGCGUUUCCAAUACUAAUCAUAGUGGGAAAACUGUGAAGGCUGACGUUUCUGUGGGGUACACCCAAUCGGGGGGUGACCAAACUGUCCCCGUCGGACGGAAGGACCCCUCAAAUACGCAUCAACAUGGAUAUGAGGAGCAAACCAAGUGGGAAAAUGACAACACUUUCGACGCAUCACAAUUUUCCUGCGCGGAGGGAAGUGAUCCUUCUGCUCCCCCGAUGGGGAAAAAGAAAAAAAAAAAUGCUCGACAGAAGCAUCCUCGCGUGGCAGUUCAAGGCGAACACAAUAAACUGGUGGAUUUGGUUUACUCUUACAAAAAUGAAAAGUUAGGAAGCAGUUUGAAGAGCGAAAUAGACGCCUUGUUGGACAGUACAGAGGAGAAGAAUAUUAGCAAUCUUUACGACGUGGAGAGCGUGCAGGAGGUUAACAAGUACCUGUGUGAGGUGGCCUUACCUAGAGCCAUCCUUCAGCUGAUAGAGAGGAAAUACGCCUUCAACAUAGCCGUCAAUCUGAUAGACACCAUUAUUAGAUGCAAAAAUGAAUAUAGUAAUUCGAUCAAACGGGUAGAUUAUUUUAGGAGACUUUUUCUUAACUUUGAAAAGACAAAGUGGAAAGAUAAUAAGAGCAUUCUCUACAUAGAGGAAAUAUAUAAGGUGGUAGAAAAUGACAUAAAAAAGUGCAUAAGCUUCCUAAUCGAUAUUGUUACUCCUUACUGUUUCAAGAACCAGGAGGUGCUUCUAGGCAUGCUAAAAGAAUUUAAGAAUUACUACACGGGGGUAUAUGCCCUUGUGUACAACUUGGAGGACUACUUAUUCCUGCUGAAGGAGAAAGAGAAAGAAAAAGAGAAGGACCUCUUCACCAAUGAUGACUUCGCGAAAUGCUCCUCCAGCCGGUACUCCUUUUCCUUUUCUGUGUACUACUCGCUUUUAUUUAAGCUGGACGAUCUGAUAGAAAUGCUGCGAACGUUCUUAACUCAGCAGCGCAUUAACAGUAAUGGAGGUAACACUACUGGUGCAGGCCGUGGGGAUGACGUGGACAGGGAAACGUACUCCCCCUUGGUGGGCCACCGGCAGAAAGGCGCGUCUGAGAAGAAAAAGGCGUAUAAGAGGUAUCUGACCAUCCAGAACAGCAGCUUGAAGGGAAGAUUGAAGGAUGACACAGAGAGAAGAGUGAAUGUAGAAGACAUCUCCAACUCGAUAAACCUCUUCUUGCAUGAAUACCUGAAUAUGCUUCUCCUACCUCCUCUGUUUUGUCACCCUUUGGCAUACGAAAUGGUGAUGCACAAACCGGAUAAGGAGUUCACCGAUCUCAUGACUAGGGAUAUAAAGACGGAGCUUCUACAAACCCUAUGCUACACGAAUCCGUACAAGACGGGGAGCCUCAUCUGUUCGUGUUGCUCCUUCCCGGAGAAUACCACCAACGCUGAUAUGAGCACUAACAUAGUGGGUGACGGUAAGGUCUACCUUAACCCCUACUACGACAACGUCUCUACGUUGGAAGAUCUGAUAAACGUGUAUAGGAUUUACGAGCGCUGCAACAAGACGGUCGAUCUGUAUAACCUGUUCAUACUCUUCGUGAACGUCAAGGUGGACGGUACCGCUGAUGGUGUUGCCCCCUCCGUGGUGCCAUCAUCGGAGGCACCUCUCUGCACGCAGAUUCUGCAGGAGUACUACCUCAAGUUCAUCAUCGCCGUGAACACCUUCUGUUCGUUUCUUAAAAUUUUGAAGCCCCCCAACGUGUCUGCCCUGCUGAACUACACAGAAAAGUGUGACAACAUUUCGGAUGAUGAGGCAGACGAGGAGGGUUCGCUCAAUCGGGGCGACCACCACAACGGAGAUGAAUCUAUCGGAAAGUAUAUCUCCGAUAUUAGGAAGUCCCUACAGGGGUGCACCAGCAAGAAGUUGCUAUUCGGGAAGUUGUACUACAACCAGACUAUCGUGUCACGCGAGAUGCACUUGCAGAGGCUGCUCAUGCAGAACAAUACGGACUUCCGCAGCGAGGUGCAGUGUGGGAACGAGCCCUCCGGCAAGCGCGUGCGGUUCUAA
Messenger RNA from Plasmodium coatneyi, 4164 nucleotides. RefSeq lists its product as uncharacterized. The record is from RefSeq and is a predicted model, not a curated record. Bases 1 to 4164 code for a protein of 1387 amino acids. Lineage: Eukaryota; Apicomplexa; Aconoidasida; Haemosporida; Plasmodiidae. The transcript has 2 exons.